GGUGCGACAGGUGGAUGGCCUCGCGGGGCCGAUCGGGCGCGACGGAAGGAAGGACGCGAGGGCAACGCCCGCUAGCCUUUCUUUCCUCCUCCAUUAACUCACCAAGUAAACCACCCAGAGAAGACCAGGGAGAGGAAGAGGAAAGGAAAGCAGCUUCGGCACCGCCAAGGCAACCUCAGCCGGCACGGGGGCCCCAGAGCCGCUGCAUCUGCGCUUGCGCCGACUGCGCUGCGCCGCUAGGCCGGCCACGUGACUGGUACGCCCCGCCCACUGACCCGCGGCUCCUCCCCUUACCGGACCGCUAGCUCCGCCCCUGAAGAGGCACGGCCUGCGUGUUGGAGACUAUUGUGUGACGCCUGCGCACCAGCCACGCUCUCUAUUAUGGUAGAAUUUUUCUUCUCAGGUGCACCGAAGACAAAAAAAGCAUUUUUUUUUUUUUGAGUGUGUGUCUGGGGGAACACUGUUUUCAUGUCGUCUUUCCCAAAGGCGCAGGAACGUUCUUACGUAUUUCUCAGGCUGGAGUUACAAAAUAGGGACCAGAGAAAACCAGCUUGCCACUUCCCGUUUCCUAGCAACUGUUUCCACAGCAACCACUCGGUCGACAACGCUAAGCAGUCUCAGGAGGAGCACAAUAGUUUCUUCCUGAAAAGGGGUCGCUACGAAAGGGUCAAAGGGAGACUAUUAUACGAAAGAGAAAUUUCAGUUUCUUGUUAAGAGACCAAGACAAGAAAAAAAAGCGGCGAGAAAAGGAGCAGAGACCGUGGCUUAGGUAGCCAAAAGUUGAGUAGUUGUUAAGGAAUCCUUUGGUGGCCAUGGACCCAUCCUGCACUUCCGAGAGUAUUUAUAACCUCAUACCCAGUGACUUGAAGGAGCAGCCCCAGCCUCCUAGGUACACGUCAGUGUUUCGAGCAUCUGUAAAAGAUGACGUGAAGAAAUCCAAAACAGCAAUGAAAACCAUGGGGCCUGCCAAGGUUGACCUUCCUUCCCCAAAGGAGUUUCUAAAGAAACAUUCAAAAGAAAAAACACUACCACCUAAAAAAAAGUUUAAUAGGUGCACUCCCAAGAAGCCUCCAGUGCCCUUGAGGACUGAUCAUCCAGUCAUGGGAAUACAGAGUGGAAAAAACUUCAUAAACACAAAUGCAGCUGACGUCAUCAUGGGCGUGGCCAAAAAGCCCAAGCCAAUUUAUGUUGACAAAAGAACUGGAGACAAGCAUGAUCUUGAAACUUCAGGACUGCUCCCCAAGUACAUCAAUAAAAAGGAUUAUGGUGUCACUCCUGAAUACAUAUGUAAGCGAAAUGAGGAUGUAAAGAGAGCCCAAGAGGAGUAUGAUAGUUACAUCCAGGAGAACCUUAAGAAAGCAGCUAUGAAGAGACUUUCUGAUGAAGAACGGGAGGCGGUUCUGCAGGGGCUGAAGAAGAACUGGGAAGAGGUGCACAAAGAGUUCCAGUCCCUCUCGGUCUUCAUCGACUCCAUACCGAAGAAGAUUCGCAAGCAGAAGCUGGAAGAAGAAAUGAAGCAGCUGGAACACGACAUCAGUGUCAUCGAGAAGCACAAGAUCAUCUACAUCGCCAACAAGUGAAUGGAUCAUUGUGGCAGUUCAGAAACAGAAGAAGAAAAAGGGAAAAAAAUCCACAGAGGACAUAAAAAUAAACCCAUGCUUUGUGAAGAGGACUGUGAAGAGAAAAUGUUUUCACCGAACAUGUAGGCAAUGUUAAAAAAUAACUGAAUUAUUCACUGUAGCAGAGAAACUUUUCUCCUCCAGUGUCACAGUUCUCCUUAUAAACAAACCAUUAAAGUUUGACACUCCGUCCUUGGUCUGUAUUCUAUGAUAUCAGGCCUAUCACUGUGUACUCGUUUCGUAUAAAUAUGCAUUUUGGACCUUGAAAAAUAAAAACAUUUAGCAUUUCA
Molecule: messenger RNA, 1909 nt
Organism: Onychomys torridus (southern grasshopper mouse)
Lineage: Eukaryota; Metazoa; Chordata; Mammalia; Rodentia; Cricetidae
Gene: Enkur
Product: enkurin, TRPC channel interacting protein
Exons: 5
Coding region: 813-1580 (255 amino acids)
Cellular component (GO): acrosomal vesicle
Molecular function (GO): calmodulin binding
Source: RefSeq, a predicted model, not a curated record